UUCGCUCGUUCCGAGAAACAACGCGGAAGACCACGCAAGACCAUAGGAACAAGACCAACGCCAUGCGACUCCUCCUUGCGACCCAUCGCAGCAGCCCCCCGUUUGUUGUUUCUCCGCGCAAGAUUCUGGACUUUGUUGUCGUCGUUACAGCCAUUGCUUCCGCCCUUUGUUCGGUGCCAAUCACCCCGGCGCGGGGCGUCCGGGUUGGCGCAAGAGACCGAGCGGCCGGUACACGAAUUGGCCCACGCUCGGGUCCAACAAACGAACGGGAGCCACACCGGAGCUCCUUCUCGGAGUCGCCAACAACUACUGUGCCGCAAAGCGAUGGCCCUGGCCCUGGCGCUCGCAACCGCACGCCUUCCACGAUGCCUUCUCCGCUGCGAUCCAGCUAUGGGGCGGUUCCACCGACUCGGUAUUUCCACCGAGGCCGGAUUUUGAAAACAGCAGACGAUCUUCCAAAGUCCUCCGCCACGAUGAACCCUACCAGGCUUGGCGAUGUCCGUUUUGGCAGCAACAAAGGCGACAGCGAUAGCAACGACGAGAAAGACCCAAAAGAAGACCGAGAGCACGUGUCGUGCAAGGAUUUGCAAGACGAAGCCACCUUUCGUUACGGCUCGGAUCCUUCCAGGGACUGUGUCUGGGUGGCCGAAUACCCCAUCCGCCGGUGCCGAAAAAUCGAUCCGAUUCGAAACCAAAAGACUCGUGUGUUCUGUCCCUUGACCUGCCACAAAGAGUGCCGUGUUGUGGACAAAAUCAUUGACGAUUUUGUUAACAACAACAAUGUCACGGGGGGGAUCAACGGUACCGAUGUCGACACGCACAGCGCUGCUCCAAGUGGCACUCCAACGGUGUCCUUUUUCCCCUCCGAGGAUGCCUCACUAGUUCCCACCGCGAUAGACGAGGGCGUUAAUGACGUCGUCGAGGAGGAUGUGUUCGAUCCGUCUUUGUCGCCGUCUACCCUCCCAACUACGUACAUGCCGUCCCCGGGUCUGUUUGCCACGGCUGCACCCACGGUUGAGGACGACAAGAGAAACGUCAGCCUCGUAACUUCCAACAACCGGGAACAAACAUUUGGAACAACCAAAUGGAUUCUAUUGGGUGUUUUCAUGGUUUUGGUCCUUGGAAUCUUAGUGGGAACAGCGGCAGCCCAAUGCUUCCGCUGCUCCUCCAAGAGACGAACACGGCGACGACGAAUCCAACCAAACUCGAACAAGGAGAGGGCACCCAAUUUCCGAAGGAGGAAGAAAAAGGAUCGGGCCGAUGGGCGGCAGCAGCAGCAAGAACAAUCGCCUCCGGUCCGGACGACAGACCGGGGGGGCGGUUCGAUUGGUUCCACGGACAGCUGCAGCUGCUACCUGCAGGACGACUAUGGUGUGGAGGUCGAUUACGACGUUCACGACUGCUGGUCCGUGAGCGUCGUGUCGGUGCUUCCGCCGCCGCCGGUGGAAGACGUGGACCUCGGGUCGGAGCCUCCCGGGGAGGAAGGACAAUCCGAGCACCGGCGGCCGCCGGUGGAAGACGUGGACCUCGGGUCGGAGCCUCCCGGGGAGGAAGGACAAUCCGAGCACCGGCGGCCGCCGGUGGAAGACGUGGACCUCGGGUCGGAGCCGAUCGGUUUCGAAACCCGUGGCCGCAUGUGCUCCUUUUGAUCGGAACGAACGAAUGGCUACGGCAGCAUCGCAUCCGUCUCCCGAUUUGUCGUUCCGAACUCGAUUCAGCGCUCCGAAUCGCGGAGUAAACACAAGAUAAGAAU
Molecule: messenger RNA, 1753 nt
Organism: Pseudo-nitzschia multistriata
Lineage: Eukaryota; Bacillariophyta; Bacillariophyceae; Bacillariales; Bacillariaceae
Source: the annotation of a GenBank genome assembly